AUGGUCAGAGGAAAUUCCACUCUGGUGACUGAAUUUGUUCUCUUGGGAUUCACAGAUCAUCCAGAGCUUCAGCCCAUCCUCUUUGUGCUGUUCCUGGUAAUCUAUUUGAUCACCACGGGCAUGGGAAACCUUGGGCUGUUGGUGUUGAUCAGGAUAGAUUCAUGCCUCCACACUUCCAUGUACUAUUUUCUUGCCAGUUUGUGCUUGGAUUUGUGCUUUUCCACUAAUAUGACUCCCAAGAUGUUGGUGAACUCCUUAUCAGAGAAGAAAACUACUUCCUAUGUUGCUUGCUUAGUCCAGUGUUAUUUUUUCAUUGCCGUAGUGGUUACUGAAUAUUACAUGCUGGCGGUAAUGGCUUAUGAUAGGUACAUGGCCAUCUGUAACCCUUUUUACGGCAGCAAUAUGUCCAGAGGGGUCUGUAUUCUCCUGAAUGUUGGUCCAUAUGUCUAUGGGUUCCUUAGUGGGUUGAUGGAAACCAUAGGACCUACUGCUUGACCUAUUAGUCACUUAUAUUGUGCUGACCCUCCCCAGCUCUCCUGCUCUGACACUUUCAUUAAGGAGACAAUGGCCAAUGUCAAUAUCACCUAUGUCACUGAGUUCAUUCUAAAGGGAAUUACAGACCGGCCAGAGCUUCAGGCCCCAUGCUUUGUGGUGUUUUUCAUCAUCUAUCUGGUCACAGUGCUGGGCAACCUGGGGUUGAUAACCUUAAUCAGGAUUGACACUCAACUCCACACACCUAUGUACUAUUUCCUCAGUCACUUGGCCUUUGUUGACCUUUGCUACUCCUCUGCUAUCACACCAAAGAUGAUGGUUGUUGUGGAACUCAAUACUAUUCCUUUCCAUGCUUGUGCAACACAACUGGGCUGUUUUCUCGCCUUCGUGAUCACCGAGUGUUUCCUUUUGGCUUCCAUGGCCUAUGAUCGCUAUGUGGCCAUCUGUAGUCCCCUGCACUAUUCAAUCCUGAUGUCAAGAAGACUCUGCAUUCAAUUAGUGGCAGUUCCAUAUAUAUACAGUUUUUUGGUUGCCCUGUUCCAUACCAUUAUCACCUUCCGUCUAACUUACUGUGGCCCUAAAGUAAUUAACCAUUUCUACUGUGAUGACUUCCCUCUCUUGGCUCUGUCCUGCUCAGACACACACAUGAAGGAAAUUCUGAUCUUUGCCUUUGCUGGUUUUGAUAUGAUCUGUUCCUCUUCUAUCAUCCUCACCUCCUACAUCUUUAUCAUUGCUGCCAUCCUAAGGAUCCGCUCUACACAGGGGCGAUGCAAGGCCAUUUCCACCUGUGGCUCCCAUAUGGUGGCUGUCAUUAUUUUCUAUGGCACCUUGAUCUUUAUGUACCUGCAGCCUAAAUCAAAUCACUCCCUGGACACAGACAAAAUGGCAUCUGUAUUUUACACAGUGGUGAUCCCGAUGUUGAACCCCCUGAUCUAUAGUCUAAGGAACAAAGAGGUGAAAGAUGCUUCAAAGAAAGCCUUGGAUAAAGGUUGUGAGACCUUAAAGCUAUUAAAAUUAAGAAAAUAA
This is a messenger RNA of Zalophus californianus (California sea lion), 1518 nucleotides long. RefSeq names its product olfactory receptor 1038. The record is from RefSeq and is a predicted model, not a curated record. Lineage: Eukaryota; Metazoa; Chordata; Mammalia; Carnivora; Otariidae. Gene Ontology annotation, cellular component: membrane. Gene Ontology annotation, biological process: sensory perception of smell; G protein-coupled receptor signaling pathway. Gene Ontology annotation, molecular function: odorant binding; olfactory receptor activity; G protein-coupled receptor activity.